Molecule: messenger RNA, 1369 nt
Organism: Entrophospora candida
Lineage: Eukaryota; Fungi; Glomeromycota; Glomeromycetes; Entrophosporales; Entrophosporaceae
Source: the annotation of a GenBank genome assembly
GGAACAGGGAAAAUUAUUAAAUCAUUGUUAUACUGACCAUAUAAUUUCGUUGAAUGAAAAUUUACUAGAAUACCAAUGUCACUGGAAUUCCUGUAAAGGUGCAGGUUUUAAAAAUAAGGUGGGAUUAUUCUAUCAUCUUAGAGACACACAUCUAUCAUUUAGAUUGCUUGAACAGAAAUCCAAUUCCAUACAACAAACAGCUGAUCAAGCAUCAAAAGAGGGAUUAAUUCAACAACAAACCAUAUAUUCUAAUUCAUUGAACACUUCUAAACAUACUGAACCUUUAACGAAUUCUGAGAAAAUAUGGCAUCAAAAUGAUGACAGAAUCCGUAUGACAAAUGUUUUGAAACGAAAAUAUGCAGAAAAAAACCUGACAUUGUCAUCAAAAAUUGCUUUACCUAAAGAGGACCAAAUAAUUAUAAUAGAUGAUGAUGAGGAAGAGGAAGUUAAUAAUAAACUAGUAAAAUCAAAUGACAGUUUAUUGACUCCUUUUACCAGUACUUGUUCUUUUUCUACUGCUGCAACCAUUAAAAAUCCUGUAAUUAAUUCAAAUAAUCUUACAUAUACAGCUACUGGAUCUUCUUCAAAACAGAAUAACAAUGCAGUAAACAUUGAUAAAUCUCAAACUGACACUCAACAAAGCCAUCCCAAAAAAUUAACAUCACCACAAUUACCUAAUAAUAAUCAAUUAGUUGGAAACAAUCAUUCAAGUCAAGUAGCCAUCAAUAGGAUAUAUUCAAAUGCAAACGAUAUUUUACAUAAGAACAAUUCUCAUCAAUCACUGCGGAUUCUUCCACAGCAGAUAAUAUAUAAUAAAAAUGAUAAUAAAAACAAUUCUCUAGUUAUUAAUAUUGCUGCUACACCACCAUUAUCUUCUUCUUCAUUACAAAGCUCUUCAAUUGAUUCUCAAAGUUCGCAAUCUAUUCAGUUUCAAACAAAAAAUCAAUUGUCUCAAAAUAAGCAGCAAUCUAUUCCAAAUAUUAAUUCUAGCUUACAAACUAUUGCUGAAAAAAAUGUACAAGAAUCUUUUCACUCAGAAAAAUCAACAUCCUCAUUGUCUACGAAUAAAAGAUCUGAUGAUAAGCUAAGAAGUGCUUGGGCAGAUUUAUUAGCCAAUAAAGCAAAAUUGCGUGGCGAGGCAGAUGCUGAGGAGACUAACAAUGAAACUUAUCUGACAAGAACUCGAAAGAAGUUAAACGCAAAACAAAAAGCAAAUAAUAAUAAUUUAAACGAAUUCAAUAUAAUUACGAAGGGAUUAGUUUGUGAAUGGGAAUCCUGUAAUAAAGUUUAUAGAACACGUAACCACUUGAAAGCUCACAUGAUUGCGAUGCAUUUAGGUGAUGUAUUAGAUGUUAAAAUUAAGAAAUAA